GAUUUUGUUAACCAUUCUGUGGGAGUUUUUGGGCCAAUAAAGAGUAUUUAAUCAUAAUUCAUUUAAUGAAAUUUGCUACAAAUUGAUUGAAUAGUGAAUCAAAGUUGUGGUAAAAUGGCUCAAUCCGUCAAUUUCAGCUUCUCAUCAACUAAACAGCGUUCAAUCGCUAUUGGUGCUGUUGCAUUAGUAGCCACUCUAAUAACAAUUGGAGUUGUAGUUACAAUUACAAUUAAACAUGAAUCUUCAUCAACUAACAACCUAAAAAGCGAGUUUAAAAUCAAAUUCAUUGAGCCUCAAUGGAUACGAUUUGUUGAUAAAAAUACAUCUCUUGUGAAUGCCUUUGUAGCUGGUAAAAAUCCUUGGUACAGUUCAAUUUACGUUUGUCGAGUCAAUUCAACUAAAGCAUUGGAAAUAUUACCUGGAAUGUUUGAUCCUAGCAACUAUUACAGUUCAUGUGAAGUUACCUGGGGCGGCAAAUCUUAUACUGAUGAUAAUUUUGAAAUACUCGUAGCAAACGAUCCUUCAGUGUUUGUAUGGGAAUCCGAUACAUAUAAAGAUACACCCAUCGGUGCUUUAAGUGGAGGCAUUUCCGAGUGGAAAGAUGAUCUUCAAAUAUCAAGAGCUGAAAUUGGUGCAGGUCAAUACAUUGGUAAAGUUCAUGGACGACAUUCAAAGGCUUAUGUAGCAUACGAUCGCUUAGAAAAGACCGUCGCAAGUUAUCAAGUGUUGUGCCUACAAGAUUACAGUUUAGGUUAACAAAUUGUUACCAAAUGUUGAUAAAAUCGCAUCACUCCCAAAAACCCACAUUGUGAUGUGACUCUUAGCUUCUGGUCUAGGCUUUCGAUCAUUGGCACCUUGGUACUGUACAUUGGUACUAUUUCAAACUUAAAUUUCCUGCUUAGUCGAGUUUAUUAAAUUUAAAUAUCUGUGAUGAUCAAAGAUCAAAUUGUAAAAUGUAAAAUUAGAUAUAAAAAUUCACUGAAGUCAAGUUAAAUCAUUCAAUUAAUAAUGAU
Tetranychus urticae (two-spotted spider mite) is the source of this 1013-nucleotide messenger RNA. RefSeq lists its product as uncharacterized. NCBI's taxonomy places the organism in Eukaryota, Metazoa, Arthropoda, Arachnida, Trombidiformes, Tetranychidae. The record is from RefSeq and is a predicted model, not a curated record.